This is a messenger RNA of Funneliformis caledonium, 2622 nucleotides long. The record is from the annotation of a GenBank genome assembly. Lineage: Eukaryota; Fungi; Glomeromycota; Glomeromycetes; Glomerales; Glomeraceae.
AUGGUUAGUCCAGCAACUGCGCAGCCAGAUAGUAAUCUCGCUAGUACUAGCGUUAGAAAUGUUAAUCUGAUCAAGCCUACUGGUACAAAAAUUAAAAAUGAACUGGAAACUAAUUGGUCGAAUACGGUUCGAUCUUCUGUUCAACAAAAGUCACCUGAACAGGUUAAAGAAGCCUUACAGCAUAAUGAGGAGAAUCAAAAACCAAUAGAGAACGAAGUACCAAAAAAAAUAAUACCUCCUCCUGCUCCAAUACCAGCCGUAAACGUAUGGCAAGUAAGGAAGGAGGCUAUAUAUGCCAAAAAUGUCUCCGUUUCUAAUGACAAGGAGAAAGAAGUAGUAACUGAUUCUCACAAAAGAACUGAUAAUCAGGAUAAUGAUCAUGAACCUUUAGAUGAAGAUUCUAGGAGGUUUAAUAAGAAAGAACCAAGAAAACCAAAAUCUCUACCAACACUACCACCAUUAGAGGAUCAAACUAGUAAAGGCAAAUGGAUGCCAUAUAAAGUAACUAUUACUCAUAAUACUCCAUUACCUGGUCAUGAACGGUCGAAAGCUCGUCGUCGUAGCGAAGAUCACAUUGGUCUCCGAGAACAACAGAGAUCAAAUGAUAAACCUAAUAUUAGCUCUGAAGCUGAACCUAGCAAUCCACCCCCCAGAAAUCCUAGUCCAAAUAGACGUCGUGCUAGUGUACCCCCUCCGACGAGGGAAUAUACACGUCAUUAUUCGCAGCAAAAUGAUAAUAGUGGACAAAUUGGUCACCAUAUUAAUGGUGGGUCUCAUUAUCGUGGACGAAGAGGUGGAAGAGGUCGUUAUAAUGCACGUAGUCACCCACGAUCAGCAACUAUUUCAUACUCAUCAGGGUAUGGACAUCAUAAUCAUAGUCAACAUGGUCAACAUGGCCAACAUAGUCACCAAAGUCAUCAUGGUCAUCAUUAUAACAAUUUAUAUGGAUCGAAAAUUGGCGUUGUUUAUGAUGUUGAAGUCUUAAAAUUUUGUAUUUUACAACAAAUAGAAUAUUAUUUCAGCCUUGAAAAUCUUUGCAAAGAUAUAUAUUUACGAAAUAAUAUGGAUUCUGAGGGUUAUGUUCCUAUUUCCUUGUUGGCUGGUUUUAACCGUGUAAAGGCUUUAACGUUGGAUGAAGCAUUUGUUCGUGAGGCUCUUCUCAUGAGCUAUAUUGUCGAAGUUAAUGGGGACAAGGUUAGGAAACGAGAAGGUUGGGAAUUUUGGCUCUUACCGAAACAACGAGAACUUUCUCAGAAUGGAGAUAAAGAGCUUACUCUAGAAAAAACGAUAACAGAGUCUUCAAGCGUUACAGAAGAAAGCAAUUUAUUACUGGACAAGGAUGAAAACAAAGAAAAUCAGGAGAUGCCGACUAUUCCGGAGGACAAUUCUGAGGGCAAUUCCACUAGUAAUCCUUGGAUUCUUCAAACAAAAAAGCGUCGUACAUUAUCAUCACCGACUUCACCUCACGUAAUGCUAAAGCAAACUGCUACAACAAUUUCUGCUGAUGAAGAACUUUUUCAGUUUGAUGAAGAGUGGACUGAUGAGAUUGUUGAAAUGAUUAACGAAGGUUUAUAUCAUUACGAAUUUGACUUACACAAAAAACGAGUCAAUAAUUCGUCUAAUAAUCGUAAAGUAGACAUUAUUAGCGAGGAACAAUUUACUUCAAUUAUUUCCUCAACCAAGUUACGUGAGGGAUCAUCGAGUUCGAAUUCAGGGGCUAACCUAUCGAGUAAGGUUAUAACAACGGAAAAGGAGAAGAAAAGAAAGAAAAAAUCAACGCGUUUCUGGCCUGUAAAAGGGGUACCACCACAAAUUCCACUUAAUUCCAGUGUUAAGACAAACCAUAAACACAUACCUGAUACGCGUCAAUAUUAUGCUCAAGAUGCUGUUGGUUGGGUGCUUGGUGAUCAACCUUAUCACCCACCUGAAGGAACGUCACCACACUCACUUUCUCCUCAUAGUCAUAGUAAUGGAUCAUCAAUUAGUUACUCAGAGCAAUUAUCUUCUUCAAUGGACUUAGCGCGCUCAUUCCCUCCUUUCCAACAUCCUAGUCACGAAUUACUUAAAGAGAAUGGAUUUAUUCAACACAAGUAUUAUAAAUAUCAUGCCAAGGCUUUGAAAGAACGCAAACGGCAAGGAAUUGGACAGUCACAAGAGAUGAAUACUCUCUUUAGAUUUUGGUCUCAUUUCCUUCGUGAACAUUUCAACAAACGCAUGUACUCCGAGUUUAAGAAACUCGCGGUCGAAGAUGCUAACGCUAAUUAUCGUUAUGGUCUUGAAUGUUUAUUCCGGUUUUACUCAUAUGGCCUUGAGAAAAAAUAUCGCCAAGACUUAUUCGAUGAUUUUCAGGAGUUAACAUUAAAUGAUUAUGAAAAUGAUUGUCUUUAUGGUCUCGAAAAGUUUUGGGCCUACUUGUAUUAUAGAAAAGAUAAGAAUAAUGUUGAAAAUAUCGAUGAUUUUAAAACUGCUCAAAAGCCCGUGCAGCCAAAUUCAACGAUUCACCAUUAUACGACUCCUAAUCACCAUAAUGCACAUCAUUCAACAACUUCAUCAUCCUCUUUAAAUUCUCACAACUCAAACUCUAUGGGUUUUCCGCCCUUGGCAAUAGCCGCUUCACGAUAG